Cynoglossus semilaevis (tongue sole) is the source of this 1063-nucleotide messenger RNA. Its product is annotated as apolipoprotein A-IV-like. The record is from RefSeq and is a predicted model, not a curated record. The coding region runs from base 123 to 890 and encodes 255 amino acids. Gene Ontology annotation, cellular component: high-density lipoprotein particle; extracellular vesicle; extracellular region. The transcript has 3 exons. NCBI's taxonomy places the organism in Eukaryota, Metazoa, Chordata, Actinopteri, Pleuronectiformes, Cynoglossidae. Gene Ontology annotation, biological process: acylglycerol homeostasis; cholesterol efflux; phospholipid efflux. Gene Ontology annotation, molecular function: phospholipid binding; cholesterol transfer activity; phosphatidylcholine-sterol O-acyltransferase activator activity.
GGCAGUGUGACAGCAAGACACUAACACCUGGACUUUGUCAUGGUUCCUCACUAUAUAAGCCUUGCUACCUCUCAAGCUCACCACAAGUAUUGACAAGUGGACUCUCAGGACACUCUCAAGCCAUGAAGUUCCUCGUUGUGCUCGUCCUUGCUGCCUUCAGCGGCUGUCACGCCAAUCCCUUCUAUGCUGAUGCACCCAAGCCUCAGAUUGAAGUAUUGACUGAUGCCUUCUGGGACUACGUUGCCAAAGCCACCCAGACAGCUGAUGACACCCUGCAGAUGAUCAGGAAGUCUCAGCUUGGACAGGAUGUCAGUGCCCGUCUGACGGAAAGUGCUGACAUGGCAACCACGUACGCAUCCAGCGUCAAGGAUCAGCUUCCUCCUGUCGCCCAGGACCUGAUCGCCAAAGUCACCACUGAAGCCGACCUGCUGAAACAGCGUAUGACCCAAGACCUGAGCGCAGUCAGGGAAAGGCUGGGACCUAUGGCUGAGGACAUGAAGGCCAAGAUCGCCGAGAGAGUUGAGUUGCUGAAACAGGAGCUGGCCCCCUAUGCCGAUUCCCUGGACACCGAGAGCCUGAAGAACACCCUGGUUCAGAGGAGCGACGAGCUGAGGACCACCCUGGAGCAGAGCAUGAAGGAUAUGCAGACACAGCUGGGCCCAUACACCGAUGACCUGAAGGCCAAGGUUGACCAGCGUCUGCAGGAAUUCAAGGAUCACGUGAUUCCUCUGACCGAUAAAGUCCAGAGUGAGAUGGCCCAGAGAGCCCAGCAGGUGAAGGAAAUGGCCGCCCCCUACGUCGAAGGUCUGAGGGACAAUCUGAACCCCUACACUGAGGACCUCCAGGCUCGCCUCAUCUCCCUGUACGAGUCCUUUGUCAAAUCCAACUAAGUCUUGUCCCAGUCAUGUUUCGUUGAAAUGAACUUAACACAAGAAGCAAACAUCCACGCUGUCAAGAAUCAAAUUCACCAACGAGGUCCACAGCUGUUCAAAUCCAUCGUGGUCUAAGACCACACUGUGUUCUUUCCAACAUACCAGAAAUAAAGUUGAAACAUGAGAAUGAA